Molecule: messenger RNA, 6231 nt
Organism: Lethenteron reissneri (Far Eastern brook lamprey)
Lineage: Eukaryota; Metazoa; Chordata; Hyperoartia; Petromyzontiformes; Petromyzontidae
Gene: CDS2
Product: CDP-diacylglycerol synthase 2
Cellular component (GO): endoplasmic reticulum membrane
Molecular function (GO): phosphatidate cytidylyltransferase activity
Source: RefSeq, a predicted model, not a curated record
CUUGCUCACAGCAAACCAGCGGUGGCCACCCUCAGCCGAGACGACAUUUAACCUCGGUUGCUUCAUCCACAAUAGCCGUGCCGAGCACAUCACAGCCUUCAGCAGCGAAUAACAACAACAACGACAGCAGACGGACAGGUCAAGUCACCCAUCGUCAUCAGCUGCCCUCAUCCCGCCCCGUGAGCGGCGGUCGAGGCAGCAGCAGCAACAACAACAACAGCAGCACCGCGUGUGCGUCUCACUCUUUUUUUUAUAUCUCCGACAUCGUCUUCGUCGCUCGGGACUCAUGAGCACCGAGCUAAGGCAGCGGAUCCCGGCCGAGGUGGAGGGCUCGGCACCGGCGGAAGAAGACACGAAGAAGCAUGUAUUGACUGAUGAAGGGGAGGAAGAUGAUGGCCAGGAUGACAACGAAGAUUGGGGCGAGAGAAAAGGGGAGGACAGUGACCGAAAGGACGAUGGGGAGGAAGGGGAAGACGGGGGAGAGCGGGAUGAGGAAGAGGAGAGGGCCGAGAAGAAGGUGGACGACAGAUCCAAGUCCGGCCAGGAAACGGCCAUGGGGCAGCCCGGUACGGACAACACGCCUGAGGUGCUCAACAAAGCGCUAUCAGGGAUGUCGUCUCGAUGGAGAAACUGGUGGGUUCGUGGGAUUCUGUCCCUUGCCAUGAUUGGAUUCUUUUUCAUCAUCAUCUACUUGGGACCACUCGUCCUCAUGCUCAUUGUUCUUGGUGUUCAGAUCAAGUGUUUUCAUGAGAUCAUCACCAUCGGCUACAACGUGUAUCACUCCUAUGAGUUGCCCUGGUUCAGAACGCUGAGCUGGUACUUCCUGCUUUGUGUGAAUUACUUUUUCUACGGAGAAACUGUGGCCGAUUACUUCUUCUCCCUGGUUCAACGCGAGGAGCCCUUGAGACUCUUGUUUCGCUACCACCGCUUCAUUUCCUUCACAUUGUACUUGACUGGAUUUUGCAUGUUUGUGUUGAGUCUGGUGAAGAAGCAAUAUCGUCUUCAAUUUUACAUGUUCGGAUGGACCCAUGUGACCUUGCUGAUUGUAGUGACACAGUCUCACCUUGUGAUCCAGAACCUCUUUGAGGGCACGAUCUGGUUCAUUGUUCCCAUCUCCAUGGUGAUUUGUAAUGACAUCAUGGCUUACAUGUUUGGGUUCUUUUUCGGACGAACCCCGCUCAUCAAGCUGUCUCCCAAGAAAACCUGGGAGGGAUUUAUCGGAGGCUUCUUUGCCACGGUCGUGUUCGGCCUCAUCCUGUCUUACCUGAUGGCUGGCAUCCCAUACUUUGUAUGCCCCGUGGCGUACAACAGCGAGACCAGCCGAUUCACCGUGGACUGCCAUCCCUCAGAGCUGUUUCACUUGCACGAGUACUCCGUACCCGCUGUGGUGCAGUCCGUCAUUGGCUGGAAAACAGUUCGGCUGUACCCGUUCCAGAUCCACAGCAUUGCUCUGUCAACCUUCGCUUCGCUCAUGGGACCAUUUGGAGGGUUCUUUGCAAGUGGAUUCAAGCGUGCCUUUAAAAUUAAGGAUUUUGCCGACACCAUUCCUGGCCACGGAGGGAUCAUGGAUCGAUUCGACUGUCAAUAUCUCAUGGCCACGUUUGUGCACGUGUACAUGGCCAGCUUCAUAAAAGGGCCAAAUCCAGCCAAACUUCUGCAGCAGCUGCUGGUGCUUAGGCCAGACCAGCAGAUUCAGAUUUUUAAAGCGCUCCGUGACAGUCUGAUGGGAAAGGGACUCAUCCAGAAGGAAGACGACUUCGUGGGCAUUAUCCAACCCAAGCUCUCCUAGGUGGCCUACCUACGCACCAGGAUCCGUACGCACACGCUCAUAUUUAAAGGGACAUCGCAGGCCGCCUGUAUUUAUUAAGAUCAAAAGUCAUGCUCGGGAAUCACUUCAUCGUUUUCUUGGCAAUGCGACAUAGCGUGAUGUAUUUGCUCUGUACUUUUAAGUUGUUCUCGCGUUGCGAAAUUUAAGUGGGGAUUUCCCUUCGCUGUCAGAUUCGCAGGCCUCCACAGUGACCACAGUAACUUAACCUACCAGCUUGUUCAAGCAGCGUUUUAUAGCUUGGGGAUGUGAUGAUUGGUCAGCCGAUGCCAGUAGUGCAAUUGCAAAGUGCAGCAUUUAUCUUGCAUUAUCAUUCUGUGCUUCUCUGGUUUUGGCCAAUUCCGAUGGAGCAAUGGUUAUAUUGGAGCCUAUUUGCAGCAGUAUCCUUCACUCAAGCUCAUAAACAUUUAUUGAAAACAACUCUCUUUUGCUGUUUUUACACGAAGGCUUUGCGCAUUGAACUAUGCUGCAGCAAAUUUCAAUUUAAAGCUUUCGUGACUGCAGGGAUUCAUAUUCUUGGUUCUUUCGGUGAAGUCACGUAGAAAGAAGCAAGAAUAUGCUGUAGCAUUUACAAGGAAUUAAUUUGUUGCCUACGUGAUAACAUUCCCUUACUCUCGGAAGUAUAAAGUUAAAAUGUUUCCCGUAAUAUGCAACACAGAAUUAUUUUGUCAUUGACAUGCGCACAGUUUUUUCAACUGGAAAAAAGGCAAAAAGCAUUUUGGAAAGCAAGGGGGGGGGGGGGGGGUUCAGGCUUGCGUACAAAGAUGCAUCUUGGUUACUGGUCACAGGUAGUCGAUGAUGCCUGAUUAAUAUAAAGUAUCAAUAUUUAACACGCUGUCCAAUUUUACGAGCAAACCUCUCCCCCCCCCCCCCCCGUAUAAGAACGAUAAUACAGCACUUAUGAUUAUUUUGAACUCAAUAUGUGCAAAAUGUCUGGGAAGUGCAAUUGUUUAUCUUUGCUGCCCCCCCCCCCUCCCCAUAGCGGCUUGUUCCCUGUGUGAUAACGCAAUGUAACUCGAGCAUCAAUCUGCCAGUUGGGGAUAGGUGAUUGCUACGUUUGUAAUUCCAGUCGAGGUAAUUACGUUAUGUUUUGAAUUUUACAAAAUGUAGACUGACGGUUGGUGCUCAAUGUAGCCCCUUCUUUUGAUACAUUACCACGCGUGAACGUCCGAAUAAUGUAAUGCGCCCUGAUUGAGAAUGGCGCAGUCUUAUGCGAAAUAAUAAUUCGAAAAUUUAAUAUCUCGCGGAAAUAAAAAAACAAUCGAUGCCAGAGCCGAAUUGCAAAAUGCUCCAUGUAGCGUGCAUUCGAAGGCUUAUGCGUGCGUAAUUUAAGCAUGUGCAGUUGAUUUGGACCGUACUGAAGCAGUCUCUAAUGAGGUAUAAUUAGACUUACAGUAUAUCUGUGUAGCAUUGUGAUGAUAAUCAUUGACACUUCUAAUUAGUGAUCAGGGCUUUGCAAUUUGAGUAGAGUAUAUUGCCCGUAGAUUUAAAGCUCUUCCCCCCCCCCUCACUGCAAACCUUUCGUAUCCUGCUGUGUACACGGUAACAAUUUACCCCCAAUAAGCAUAUUAUCCUAGAAGUAGCCUGUGAUUGUAACGUGUACACUCACAUGCACGGUACAGCAAGAUAUCAAACAUAUGGCUUGCACUUCUCAAAUGAAGUGUUUACAGUAACUUCUCAUUCUAUUAAACGAAUUCUCUGUAAGGCCGACGUCUUUACAAAAAUAAGAAAAUAUUAUGUUCUCUGAGAAAGCAUUGUGUGGUCAUGUGGUGGUGAGAGAUGACGUUUGUCAUCGGAGUGGUGAAAUGAAACGGGGUUUUGUAUAGCUGCCUCUCUUCAAAAUUCUUCCAACUUAAAACACGUUCACGUCACGUGACACCGAGUUUGAAAAGGCAGCUUUUACGCCUGGGAACAGGGUCUCUUGUAAGUAAAGCUCCAGCCCCCUCUGACCCUUGCGCUUACAAACUGAAUGUGUCUGGAUUCAAGUACUCGUCAGUGUAAGGAACUGCAAGUGUAGAUUGCUUCGUCGUGGAGGGGUGUCCUGAGACAUGGAAGCUCUCCAGCCAAGUUAACUAGAUGGUCCGUGUUCCCGCGUGCCACUAAUUAGCUCCAUUUCACACGAUAAUUGGUGGAUGGUUGGCAGUGUUAUCCUGAUUGUCUCCUGCAUAUUCACAACUGAAAACCAGUUUGCCUAGUUCGUUAUAUUGGUGCAUGGCAUGCCGGUGUUUACUGUGUUGAGUGUUCAGAAGUUAAAGCCGUGGGGCCAACCAACAUUAAUGCUCACACGUAUAACUGCUAAAUCUGAUGUAGUGGGUUUUUUUCUUACUUUAUACAGAUUGUUAUUUUUUAUUGAGGGGUAUGCACAAUGUGAAUAACAUGGCACUGUUUUAUAGAUUUUUCUUAAAUUUAUUGUAAUCUUAUUACUUUAAUCAUUGUUUUACUGUAUUGUCUGAUAUAGUUUUAUAUAUAUAAUUUCACUGUGCAAUGAAUGUAUCCUUGGUUUAGGGUGCAAGAUGUUACCAAAACGGGAUAUAACAUGGCCACACAUAACAUUUGGUAGAGGCGUUUACCUUUCAACUUUAAAGUGUGCAUUUGCAACCAAAUCAUUACAAAUUAUCUUCACAAAACAAUGUUAUUUGAGGCAUAUGUAAGUGUUGUUCCAUUCUUUGGACGUUACAGACUCGAAUAUAUUUUCAGAUAAAAGUUUGGUGGUGAUGCUACACAUUGAAUACAUUUUCAGUUGAUGUCUCAAACGUUGCUCUUUGAUUUUGUAUAAACCUUGCUACUUGCUUCAUUUGCUUAUUUUCCCCAUUUACCGUGUUCUGUUUAGCUCUUUGCCAGAUUUUAUAUUUCCUUCUGCAGUAAAGCCGUGUGAAGAGGUAUAUAGCGAGUAAAUGGCUGUGACUCGGUUGUGAAUGUAACUGCUGAAAAAAACUAUUUGAAAUGCUAAAUGCCGCAGCUGUUUUAAUCCUCAUUUUCCAAUUUUUUUAUUUCUAAUUUUGACUGCAAAGGUAUAUUUGAUGCCAGCUGAACAAAAUUAAACACCAUCCACUAUAGUGUUGAACCAAAAAAAAUAAUUUUCCUAGCAUUUAAAUGAUGCUCCUAAAUUAAGCUAAGGUAAAUUAAUAUUUUACACCAGUUUAUUUAUGUUGUAAAUGAAAAUAAAAAAAUAUAUAUAUUAAAUAUAUAGGUCUUAUCUUACUCCUUAGCUUGAAAGUACUUUGUGUGUAUAUAUACGCUGUGUCUUAUAUGUUGGAAGGCAAUUCAGGUGUUAAAAGUGAGUUGUAUCUGAUUUAAAAUGUUUUCCAUCAGCAGUUACUCAUUGCGAAUAAAUCACUCCACAGCUUGUGCUCUUGAGGUUUCACCACAUUAGAGCCCGUUUUCUCAGCCGAAAAAUAUCACAGUGAGUUCUCACAAUUGAUAUUACACUUGUCAAAAGGGUUUUCACGUAACUGAACACCCACUAGACUUCUUGGAUGUCUUGCAACAACUUAUUUUCGCUUCGUGUGCUUUUCAAUUUAAUGUUUGACUGAAACCGGCCUCUUCAUCUGUCCUACCAUCGUGAGCCUGAUGUGAAACCCAAGCUGAGAUAUACCAUAGGUAGCACUAGGAAGACCUCUUCACCACAAAGUACUGUAAAUCUGAUGGUGAAGGUGUUUAUUGUUCUUGUCAGUUAUUACGGGUAAGUAUUUCCAUCGCAUUUUAAGGGAAUUGUCAAGUUUUGGACUCAAGAAAAAAUUGACUUAAGAACGGUGGACUUAGGUCCAUACAUUUAAAAUUUUAUUUCGGCUAAAAGCGUUUGCGUGCAGUUUUGUUGAUAUUCCUGCUUAACUGUAUACACGACAUGAGGUAUAUAAAAUAGUAACAUUGCAAAUUACAGUAGACUGCUAUAUUUUGUGAUUGGGCCUCUUAUUAGGUAUGUUCAUGUUAGAGUUCUGUUUCUCUUGAUGCUUUGUCACUGCUAUAGAGUUCAGAGACGUUCACACGACGCAUAUAAUACCUGAUGAAUGAGGCCACUGUGGAAACCACGUGGAAUGUGGGUUGGUACACAAGACCAAAAAAACCCAGGUCUGUGCCAUUCAAUAUUCCAUAUCUGGUUUUCACAGCAGCCUGUAAAUGAGAAUAUUUAGAUAAACCCCUUUCCUAGCUGAUCCAUGAGAACAUAGUUCAUGUAAUGCAUUAGUGAUUGUUUUCUAAACAGACUGGUUAAAGAGUGUUCCUGGUUAAUGCCGUUGUGUGGGUCCCUCGACUAAACAGAUGUAAUCCAGUACAGUAUUCAUCAUAACAUCUGGGUUAAAUACAGCACAUGUUGGAAUAUAACAUUACUUUGUGUAUAGUAAUAUAUCAUUGUGUGUGGGUGUUACAAAGGUGCAAGAUGUGAAUGUACCAAUAAAGAUUACUAGAAU